Messenger RNA from Diaporthe batatas, 2010 nucleotides. RefSeq lists its product as uncharacterized. The coding region runs from base 79 to 2010 and encodes 643 amino acids. The record is from RefSeq and is a predicted model, not a curated record. Lineage: Eukaryota; Fungi; Ascomycota; Sordariomycetes; Diaporthales; Diaporthaceae. The transcript is spliced from 2 exons.
UCUGUUUCAGCAUGCAAGGCACCGCAACCGCCAGCUCGUAAAACCACCGGAUGACCUCAGCCUCCAGACCCAGCAACAAUGGUAAGAGCCAAUGGAGCCUCAAAACCAUCUGCUCGGAUCGACGUGAACGAAUAUGACCCCUAUGAAGUCCCGAGAGACCAGCUGGAUGUGACUCCAGAUCCAGCAGCCGGCGCCCGCAACAGCAUCAUCCGCUACGACCCAUACGAGAGCUCCUGGGUCGCCAGCUCGGGCCAGAGCCCGACUCUGGCACAACAAGGCCCAACACCCGAGAUCUCCUUCGAUGGCGGUCAGGCUACAGGAUAUAGUGACCAAGACUUCCAGGAUGAACAGAGGACGGCAGCAUGGCGGAUACACUGGAGGGCCCCGGCGCUCAUGAUUGGCCUUUUUGUCGUUGGCAUCGUGUUGGCAACCGGCCACCACUUUUAUUACCAGUCUCUGGAUGGGACCAUCGUCUCCUCCGACACGCGUCAGGAGUGGGCGUUGCGAGCUGGAACUGCCUUCGCGUUCCUCACCCACUCAUCUCUGGUCGCAUCGGCUGGGACAGCCUAUGUGCAGAGGCUGUGGGUCACUGUGAAGAGGAAGCAAUUCCGCAUUGGAGCGAUCGACAACAUCUUCUCGCUGCAGUCCAAUCCUUUCUCCUUCCUCAGCUGGGAGGUCCUGUCUAAGGCGAAGGUAUUAUGCCUACUCGGAGUGUGCAUCUGGUGCCUCCCCAUCGCAUCUGUGAUAACGCCAGCCACGCUGUCAGUGGUCAGUGGCUCAGUCACAGAAAUAAGGACGAUGAACGUCCCGUACCCAGACUACACGACCGGUAUGGCCAGCAACUGGGUCAACUUCGAAGGCGUGGGGAAUCUCGCCGGCCCGACCCCCGAGGUCUCGCGCAUCACCGCCGCGACGUUGACGUCGAUGGCAGUCCUCCCUUUCGCGGCACCACAUCCGAACUCGUCUUACUCGAUCGAGUACUACGGCCCUUCGUUCAAGUGCCAGAAUCUGUCCACCGCCAUCUCAAGCAACACGACGGCGGCCACGAUCCCGGCGUCAGAGCUGCAGGAAGCCUGGGACUCCGCCAUGGAAAACGUGUCCGGCACCCUGGACAUCCUCUACCUCGGCGUCUCCGCGGUGACCAGCAGCGCGGUCCAGUACGGACUGUUCGUCAACACCAACGGCUUCGGCGCGGACGGCGCCAACUACACCUGCAACGUGUGGAACACGAGCUACACGGUGGAUUUCACCUUCCAGGACGACGCGCAGGCCGCCUCGAUCCGCGGGUUCGAGCUGCUCAACAUCGCGGACAUCGACACCAGGUACACGGCGGUCAAGGACUACAGCCACGGGGAGCUGCAGUCCUGGGCCAUGUACCGGGCGCUGUCGGACGCCCUGGCGGCCGAGGUGGGCUGGGGCUCGACGGGCUCGCUGGUGGGCGACGGCAGCGGCGUGGUGCGGUCGGCGCUCGCCGCGUGCCCCGAGAUGGCGGCGGGGUCGUCCUGGAGGCAGCAGGACCCCUGGUUCAGCCCGGCCCUGUGCCGCGCCGGGUCCGUCCCGGCCGCCAUCGAGGACCUGUCGCGGAACCUGACGCUGAGCAUCCUCGGCUCCGCCCCGCUGGCCAACGAGACCGCCGCGCAGGUCACCGUCCACGAGCAGGCGACCUUCUACUCGUACAACUGGCGCGGCCUCGUCCUCGCCUACGCCGUCGCCGCCGCCGUCACCGCCGCGUGCCUCGCCGUCGGCGUGCACUCCCUGCUCGAGAACGGGUACAGCGCCGGGACCGGCUUCUCGAGCAUCCUGCUCACCACGCGGAACGCCGACCUGGACGAGCUGGCGAGGGGCCACUGCCUGGGGGAGGCCCCGCUGGCCAGGGAGGUCGGCGGCAGGCGGCUGCGGUACGGUAUCUUGGAUUCACAGGCUGAUAGCAUGGACGUCAAGUUGCCGCAUGCUGCUUUUGGGUUCGCGGAUGGUGUGCGCGACCUCAAGAGGGGAAAGCCAUGCUGGUGA